AUGCAAGACCCCGCGUUUCCCACCGGCUCCCGGUUGUCCCCCAGCCCCCCGAGGAAGAGGACGCGGCUGUGGCGGCAGCGACGGCCUCGCGCCGUGUUCAGCGCACAACAGCUGCGGGUCCUGGAGGAAUUCUUUGAGGGGAAACCCUACGGGACCUAUGAGGAACGCGAGACCCUGGCGGCCAGGCUGAACCUGCAGGAGGACCAAGUGAGGGUGUGGCUCAAGAACCGCAGGGCCAAGGAGCAACGGUUGCAGCGACUGCGCAAGCAGCAAGGCCAGGGAGCCCAGGCUGCGCCCCAGGAACUGGCAGCCUGCGCCCCUCAGCCCGCGCCUGUGCCCUCCCUUGCAGGCCCUGCGUCCCAGCAGGACCCUUUGCUCCCUGCCAGCCCUGUGCUGCCAGCCAUUCCUGUGCGCCCUGAGGAGCCAGUGUUCCCCGCAGGCCCUGGGCUCCCCGCUGGCCCUGUGUUCCCGGCCAGUCGUGUGCUGCCGGCGGGUCGUGUGUUCCCAGCCGGCUCCGUGCUCCCCGCAGGCCCUGGGCUCCCCGCCGGCCCUGUGUUCCCAGGCGGUCCUGUGCUCCCGGCGGGUCCAGUGCUCCCUGCCGGCUUUGUGCUCCUCGCUGGCCCUGUGCUCCCCACCAGCCCUGCGCUCCCCGCUGCCCACGUGCACCACGGGGGCCCGGCUUUCGGCAGCCUCCCUCUGCACAGACCCUUGCAGGUCUUCGCAUCAGCAGAUGCCAGCGCCUCCAGCUACAGCCAAGCCUGCUGCGAUGCUGCGCAAGGCGUCCAGGGCACGGUCCCCCCUGCACCUGCUCCCGCUCCUGCUCUGGCUCCAUCCGAGGCCACAGUCUCGCCUCAAGGCCCCGACGAAGCCGGGCAUUUCUCUCCAGAACCUGAUUCCACAGACCUGCUCUCACCCUAUUGCUCCGCAGAGGAGCCCUUCUCCUCCCCCAGGCCCUGGUACGCCUUGGUGGCUGACAGCAUACGACUCUGUGACUGA
Molecule: messenger RNA, 996 nt
Organism: Myotis lucifugus (little brown bat)
Lineage: Eukaryota; Metazoa; Chordata; Mammalia; Chiroptera; Vespertilionidae
Product: ESX-1 secretion-associated protein EspK-like
Exons: 1
Coding region: 1-996 (331 amino acids)
Biological process (GO): regulation of transcription by RNA polymerase II
Cellular component (GO): nucleus
Molecular function (GO): RNA polymerase II cis-regulatory region sequence-specific DNA binding; DNA-binding transcription factor activity, RNA polymerase II-specific
Source: RefSeq, a predicted model, not a curated record